AUGGCUACUCGGGCAGAGCGGCAGCGACUGGCGGAUUUGGCGGCGUUGGGAGAGACUCCGCCACCGCGGCGGACGACAGGCGGGCGCUCGCAACCGGGUGCCGAUGGCGAAGCGCAGGCGGCGAGGCAGCAGGAGCCGUAUCGGACGGGCACGAUUGUAUCGGGACCGCAGGGGGUGACGGUCAUCCAUCCGCACCUGGUGCUGGAUGACGUUGAUCCGCAGGUGCUUGCCGAAGUGAAUGCAGCGUCGUACGCGCCUGCAUCGCCAGCGAUGCUCCCCAUCCGCGACAUGGGCUCAGGGCUGACCUCGGCCUCGGUGGAGUACCACGCCCGCCAGCUGCGGGGCAUCUCCCCCGAGGACGAGGCGCGGCUGGCGGCCGAGCUUGCGGCCGAGGAGGCUUCGCUCGUCAAGGGCUAUUCAUCGGGCGUCAUUCGUGCGUCGGUCGCCGGGCACACUAUCCGGGAGCCGAUGUUCACUCCCGAUCAGCUCUCGCAGUUUGAGGCCGAGCCCGAGCCCGAGUACCACUCGGCCACCAUCCGGGCACGGCGCAAGGGGUACACGACGGCCGGCGCCGAGGAGACAUCAAGCGUCUGAGUAGCGGUCUGCUCUGGCAAGAGCCUUUACUCGGUGGCCAUGGCAGCAGGCGACGACGACGACGACGAAGCGGCGGCGGCUGUGGCAGCCUUGGCGCGUGCAGCGUGGACAUGGGUAAAAUAUGCCAGCUUGUG
Molecule: messenger RNA, 728 nt
Organism: Thecamonas trahens ATCC 50062
Lineage: Eukaryota; Apusomonadida; Apusomonadidae
Exons: 1
Coding region: 1-594 (197 amino acids)
Source: RefSeq, a predicted model, not a curated record